AAGCAAGCACACGACAAAGUCGGUUGACUCUUGGAUUUGGCUGGGUUGUCUCAAUAUAUUAUCCUUCCUAUCUUCCAGUUUUCCCUCAUUUUCUCAUUUCUUCACUCCAUCUCUCCUCUCUAUUUUCUAGGAAAACACAAAAGGAAAAAACCCCAAUCCCCACUCCUUCAGUCCUUUCUUUUUCUCUUCCUAUGCAAACAUAUCAUAUGUUUGGAUAACUAGAACAUUAGUAAUUUAUAUAGGGAGAAACUAAAGUCAUUUACAAAGGGUUUAGCCUUGGUAUAGCAAGAAAAUGGAAGGAGGAAUACACACAGGCACUGAUUCCUCUGCUUUCAGGGAAUGUUUCUCUCUGACAUGGAGAAAUCCUUAUGUUCUUCGCCUUGCUUUCUCUGCUGGAAUUGGUGGCCUUCUCUUUGGCUACGACACUGGUGUGAUAUCAGGUGCUCUCCUUUAUAUAAGAGAUGAUUUCCCAUCUGUGGAUAGAAAGACUGUUUUACAGGAGAGCAUAGUGAGCAUGGCAGUUGCUGGAGCCAUCAUUGGAGCUGCAAUUGGUGGGUGGAUGAAUGAUCGAUAUGGAAGGAGAAGUGCAAUCCUAAUAGCUGAUUUCCUGUUUUUUAUUGGAGCUGUGGUGAUGGCCUCAGCUCCUGGCGCUGCGCUUCUUAUUGUUGGCCGAGUUUUUGUGGGACUUGGCGUUGGAAUGGCAUCAAUGACAUCUCCUCUUUAUAUUUCAGAAGCUUCCCCUGCCAAAAUCCGUGGUGCCCUCGUUAGCACCAAUGGAUUUCUUAUUACUGGUGGCCAGUUCCUCUCUUACCUUAUCAACUUGGCUUUUACAAAGGCACCAGGGACAUGGAGGUGGAUGCUUGGAGUUGCAGGAAUUCCAGCACUUUUGCAGUUCAUUUUAAUGUUGCUGCUUCCAGAAUCACCUCGUUGGCUAUUCCGCAAGGGAAGAGAAGAAGAAGCCAAAGUCAUUUUGAGGAAAAUUUUCCCAGCUGAUGAAGUUGAACAAGAAAUUCAAGAUUUAAAAGAUUCUGUUGAGGCAGAAAUUAGGGAAGAAGGAUCUUCUGAAAAAAUUAACCUCAUUAAACUGUUGAAAACCAAAACAGUUAGGAGAGGGCUCACAGCUGGUGUUGGACUCCAAGUUUUCCAACAAUUUGUUGGCAUAAACACAGUCAUGUAUUACAGUCCUACCAUAGUUCAGUUAGCUGGUUUUGCCUCUAACCGAACAGCACUCCUCCUUUCCCUUGUCACGGCUGGCCUCAAUGCCUUUGGCUCCAUUGUGAGCAUAUACUUCAUUGACAGGACAGGGAGGAAGAAGCUGCUAAUAAUUAGUUUGGUUGGAGUGGCAAUUUCACUUGGUCUUCUGUCAGGAGUUUUCCAUGAGACCGAAACCCACUCUCCAAUGGUUAGCCGAGUUGAAACAUCUCACUUUUCAAAUUAUACAUGUCCUGACUAUAGUUCGGCUGCAAAUGCUGGUGCUUGGGAUUGCAUGAAGUGUUUGAAGGCUUCAUCUCCAGAUUGUGGAUUCUGUGCUUCACCAACAGAUAAGCUUCUGCCAGGAGCAUGUCUGAUCUCAAAUGACACAGUAAAGGAUCGCUGCCAUGACGAAAGUAGGCUAUGGUACACAAGGGGAUGUCCAAGCAAAUAUGGAUGGCUUGCGCUGAUUGGUCUUGCUCUCUACAUCAUAUUCUUCUCCCCUGGAAUGGGAACUGCCCCAUGGAUAGUCAACUCUGAGAUUUAUCCACUCAGGUUCAGAGGAGUAUGUGGUGGAAUUGCUGCAACUGCUAACUGGAUCUCAAAUCUCUUUGUGGCCCAGUCCUUUUUAUCACUUACAGAAGCAAUAGGCACUUCUUGGACAUUCCUAAUAUUUGGAGUAAUUUCUGUGGUGGCUUUAGUCUUUGUAAUUAUCUAUGUGCCUGAAACAAAGGGGCUGCCUAUUGAAGAGAUUGAGAAGAUGUUGGAGGCUAGAACUUCGCACUUCAAGUUCUGGGAUAAAAGUUACAAACCACAAGAAAAGAGCCAAGCUAUGUGAACAAAUGGAAGACUGCUGAAAUUAGGACACUGAACCCUGAAACAUUGGACAUUGCAUUCAGCAAUAUUGGAAUUAAUUAGAUAAUGAAAGCUGCUUUAUUCUUCUCUCUCUUUUUUUCUUUUUUAUUUUUCUCUAUAGGAAACAAAGCAGCAAUUAAUUUCGGUAUUUUGCAAUCACCAUGCAUGUUCUAUAGUAAUAUUGUCACAAUUUUCACCAGUAAUGAAAUAAAACUAAUUAUAAAAAAA
This is a messenger RNA of Durio zibethinus, 2274 nucleotides long. RefSeq names its product inositol transporter 2 (gene INT2). Gene Ontology annotation, biological process: myo-inositol transport; transmembrane transport. Gene Ontology annotation, cellular component: membrane. The record is from RefSeq and is a predicted model, not a curated record. Gene Ontology annotation, molecular function: myo-inositol:proton symporter activity. Lineage: Eukaryota; Viridiplantae; Streptophyta; Magnoliopsida; Malvales; Malvaceae.